AUGGACGUUAUUCUAGAUGUACUUGAUACAUUCUUGCUCGAUCGAUUCUAUGCCUGGGCUCUUCCUGGAGCUCCGACCCUGGAAGGUGUUGCCGAUCCCCUUUGGAAUCAACAUGUCAAUCUCUAUUAUCCUUUACAGCCUUCGAAAUGGGUAGAGGCGAGUCAAUGGAAGCGGGACAAUAUGAUGAGGCAAGCAUUGAGUUUAUUCAUACUUUCAUGGGCAUUUGCAACGAUACUCUACCUUGGCGGUAGCUAUGUCAUGUAUCACACAUUAUUCGACAAAAAGCUAGAACGGCAUCCGCGAUUUCUUAAAAACCAAAUCCGCAUGGAGCUUCACCAAGGCUUGACUUCAAUUCCUGUGAUGUCUGCUCUCACUGUUCCUUUCUUCCUCGCCGAAAUCCGGGGAUGGUCUAAGCUUUAUGACUUUGCCAGUGAUGCUCCGUUCUCGCUGUGGACUUUGCUGCAGUACCCUGUUUUCAUCCUGUUCACUGAUAGCGGAAUCUAUUGGAUCCAUCGCUGGGAGCACCACCCUCGUCUUUACCGGUGGUUGCACAAGCCUCAUCACAAGUGGGUUGUUCCGACGCCAUUUGCUAGUUAUGCUUUCCAUCCGUUGGAUGGAUGGGCGCAGAGUCUGCCCUACCACGUCUUCCCCUUCAUCUUCCCAUUGCAGAAGGUGGCGUACCUGGGAUUGUUUAUGUUUGUUACGAUGUGGACGGUGUUGAUUCACGAUGCCGAGUACGUGACUUGGUCUAAGGUCAUCAACGAUGCCUCAUGCCAUACCAUGCACCACCUCUAUUUCAACUACAACUACGGACAAUAUCUCACUUUGUGGGAUCGCAUUGGGGGCACCUACCGCAAGCCCAAGGGUGACAGCUUUAUGGAAAGUAAUGGAGCAGCCUAUAUGGACAGCCAUGGGUCAACGAAAUUGGUUGGGAAGGCCGAGUAA
Molecule: messenger RNA, 945 nt
Organism: Penicillium atrosanguineum
Lineage: Eukaryota; Fungi; Ascomycota; Eurotiomycetes; Eurotiales; Aspergillaceae
Product: sterol desaturase family protein
Exons: 3
Coding region: 1-945 (314 amino acids)
Biological process (GO): lipid biosynthetic process
Molecular function (GO): iron ion binding; oxidoreductase activity
Source: RefSeq, a predicted model, not a curated record